This is a messenger RNA of Acaulospora colombiana, 1482 nucleotides long. Lineage: Eukaryota; Fungi; Glomeromycota; Glomeromycetes; Diversisporales; Acaulosporaceae. The record is from the annotation of a GenBank genome assembly.
AUGGCUCAUAAUCAAACUUCAACCAGCAUUGAUAUGCAAGAUUUUGUUGUAUGGACGACGGCAUCACCUACCACCUUCAAUUAUUUAUCCUUUUUGCGUCACAUCGACCUUAAUGACUUAUUUUUGGCUCUAACGGACGGUGUUAAGUAUUUGAGGACUAAACAAGAUCUUAACUUUGUAAUAGCUAGUCAGCAUAGCACCUCACAACUAAAAAAUGGGGGCAAUUGGGAGAACGAGGUGAUUCAAGAGAUGGCUCGUGACAUAUGCAAACUCUUGGUAUUACACUGUUCGAACAUGAGAGACAUGUCGAUCGAUAUGGCUAAUCGAAAAUGGUCGUCGGAUAGUUAUCGAUGUUCGAGCAUACCCAACAUCUCAUUCUGGAUCACGUGCAGAGAGAUUCCGGACGAACUUUUAUUAAUUCCAACCUAUCGCGGUGCAGAUAACUGUCUAUCACAACUCGUCGAAUUUUACUGGGGCGCUACGCAUUGGACCUCCGAAUUUUUGGUGGCGUUGUCCAAAGUUUCUCGAAGGUUAAGGAAAAUUGUGAUUAACAUGUCAAAUUUCGGUAGAAACGAAAGUAACGAACAUGCACGAAACAUGGGAAAAUUAAUAAACGCGCAAACGGCGCUGCAGGAUAUACAAUUCAUCAAAUGUAAACCUCGCGUCUUACCAGCAAUUAUGUUCGGACUCCGUUCUCAGCAAAAGACAUUACGCCGAUUUUACUUUCAGGGGAUGGUCAAAGACUGGAGUGUGUUUUCCGAAUUGGUUCAUCUGACCAACCUGCAGGAGAUGAGCUUCGUCCAGGCAAACUUUCGUUGCAGUGAAGUGGAAAUGAUAUCAGCUUCGCAUUUUCCAAAGUUAACGAAAUUGGUGUUCAAUGUCGCGUGGUUUCGAUUUCCCAUAAUCAUCCCCGAAAUAAUAAUCAAAAAUUCGGGGAAGAAAAUCACGACAUUUUCGUUGCCCCAAUACUAUUAUCCGUCAUGUGACGAUUUUGUGCCAACGGUGGCAUUGUCGGUCGCCAAAUACUGUCCGAACUUGGUGCACUUCGAAUAUUUCGCGAAAAAAAAGGAGUUCCCACAGCUGGUGUUGCUUUUCGCGUCUUGCCCAUUACUGGAAAAAGUAAUGAUCGCUGGAUGCGACGAAGAGGCCGAUGAUUUGUUAUUGCAAUUGGCGAAUCACGAGUUACCGAAUCUUAGCGAGUUUGGGAUCGCAGCGCAAUGGACGUUUUCGCCUUUGUCACUGGAAACCUUUUUCGUCAAAUCCAAGGCGCCACUGAAGAGUUUUUCGGUGAGCCUUUCAUCUUGUUUCGCCGAUGAACACAUGAAUGUUGUGCUGCGAUGUUUUGGCGAUGCAUUGACUCGCGUGCACGUGGAAACGUCGCGAGAAAUAUCGAAAAAAACGGUGACAAAGGCCAACAAACACAUUCAUGAUUUUAGUUAUAAAAUGAUAGAAAUAUUCGAACCAGGUUUGUUGUGUCGUUAA